Messenger RNA from Mugil cephalus (flathead mullet), 2239 nucleotides. RefSeq names its product vacuolar protein sorting 72 homolog a (gene vps72a). The transcript has 6 exons. The coding region runs from base 258 to 1361 and encodes 367 amino acids. Gene Ontology annotation, molecular function: ATP-dependent H2AZ histone chaperone activity. Lineage: Eukaryota; Metazoa; Chordata; Actinopteri; Mugiliformes; Mugilidae. Gene Ontology annotation, biological process: chromatin remodeling; regulation of DNA-templated transcription. Gene Ontology annotation, cellular component: nucleus. The record is from RefSeq and is a predicted model, not a curated record.
GGAAGUGUUUGGUGUUGUUAGCGGUUAGCUUUAGCCUGUGCUACUAGAAUUAGCUUCUGAGCGGAGAAGCGGUUUUUUGUAUAUUAGAGUGGACUUAAAGCUCAUUUGUGGCUUAAAUAUCGGAUCAUGUAAACAUCUGAGUAAACGCGGCGAGUAACGACGUAAAAGCAGAGACUCACUCUCCAACCGACUGAAGUAGCGUUGAGGUCCAACCAGAGACCAGGAACGUUUGUUAGCAUUGUUUAGACAUUACAGCCAUGACUCUUGCAGUUGAUCGCGAACCAAGAAAGACUGCGGGAAACCGCAUGUCAAAACUACUUGAUGCUGAAGAAGAAGACGAGUUCUACAAGACCACCUACGGAGGCUUCAACGAUGAAUCGGGAGAUGAUGAAUAUCACGGAGAACAUUCAGACACAGAGGAUGAGGUGGACAGUGACUUCGACAUCGAUGAGGGUGAUGAGCCGGACAGUGACCACGAGGAGGAUGCACCUCGGAGGAAAAGUCGGGUUGUCACCAAAGCUUAUAAGGAACCUAUAAAGGUGGCAAAACCCAAACCCAAAAAACCCUCUGAAGAACAGAAGAAGACUGAGAAAACCAAGGUGGAGCUCAAAAGGAGGAUUCCACCAGAAUUUCAAGACUUUGCCGAGACUCGGAAGUCCGUGCGACAGUCCACCAGCGAGCACACCCGUAAGACCAACCUGCGCUUGCAGGAGCGUCAGGAUGCCCCUCGGCGACGAAGAGGUGCUCACCGUGACCGGCCUCUUACCCAGGACGAACUACUCGCUGAGGCUAAAAUUACAGCCGAGCUCAACAUCCGAUCUCUAGAAAACUAUGAACGUCUGGAGGCUGACAAGAAGAAACAGGUCCAUAAGAAGCGGCGCUUUGAGGGACCAACGAUCCGUUACCAUUCUGUCCUCAUGCCUCUCGUCUCUCACUCGGUCCUAAAAGAAGAAAACGUUGAUGUUGAAGGGCUGGACCAGGACAUUCCUCAGACUGCACCCCAAAAUCCCACCACACCCUCCCAGCAGCCAGCCGGAGGCCUUUGCUCCCGUACCUACAUAACUUUCAGCGACGACGAAGCUUUCGAGGUGGCCUUUCCACCCAGCGCCCAGUCCAGUCCUCAGCUGCCCGUCCAGGAGGUUUGUCCCGUCACGCACAAGGCCGCGCUGUACCGAGACCCAGUCACAGAUAUACCUUACGCCAACGCGCGAGCGUUCCGCAUCAUCCGGGAAGCGUAUCGGAAAUACGUGGCCGCCCACGGAUUUCCAAACACUUCGGGAGGGGUGGCGGGACUCGACUCCUCGGCAUCGAAGGGCGCCCGCCAGAAAAUGGUUGUGAAGCAGGGUGCAGUUGCCACGUAGGUAAAAAAAAAAAAAGAUAAUCGGACUUGAAAAUGACAACCAGUUGUUGUCCAACAACUGACAGCUGGAAUCUACAGAACAAAAACCUAACUUUUAUGGGGCACUCAGUUACAAUCUGACUUGCCUUCGGGAAAUCAAAUUAGGCUCACUUUGGCAGCAGCUUUUUUUUUUUUUUUUUUUUUUAGUUUGUUUAAUUAUCUGGAGUUUCUUUUUCACUUUUUGUAUUUUUGUGUUUCUAUAAAUGUACAUAAAUUUUGACAAAAAUAAAUAGUUGAAACCUGGAAUAAUUAAAGUUUUUUUUUUCUUUCCUGAGACCUGCCUUUUAAGACAUUUCACAAACCGAAAUGGUCAGACUGUGCAGCGGUGCCCUCCGUCCUGAGAGUAUUGUUCAUUUAAUUGCAUCUUUUUCCAGAUCAUCCUCGUGUGACUACUCUUCACUUUAAAUCCAUCCUGAAACAAAACAUGCUGUGGCGUUUUGUACGGUUCAAAAGACAAGGAACUAAAUGCCAUGUUUGUAUUUAGAAACAUUAAUUUCCCAUUCAGUCCAACGUCAUUACCAAAAACACAUGAGGUUAUUUUAGAAAAGCUGGGAUUUGGUUCAUUCUGUGUGACAAAACAUCACAGCAGUUUUAAUUGAUCAAAGCGUUCUGAGCUACAGUUUCUCCCGCCUGUUAUGACACUGAUGAGUUCUGACAGAACAAGAAGCAUCCAGCAUCCCCCGUUUGUUAGCGACAGAUAUUUUUUUUUCCCCACUCCUGUGUCUUUAUUCUCUGUUUAAUGUUCAGUCUGAUAGUUCAGAUUUAAGUUCAAGUUUCCACUCUCAGCCUCGCUCUGCCGACAGCAUUAUCUAAAUAAAGCAGACCGGCUUUUUCAAUGUG